CACCACACGCUUACGUAUGCACAGUGAAUUGAAUAACACAACUACUAGUAGUCGAUAACUGAUCGUCGUGAAAGAUAUUACAAUUUUCGUUCUUCUGUAAGAAAUUAUUCACUGUGAUUUACGCACUUAUCAGUUAUUUUCUGUCAUUUGUUCAUGAAUGAGAAUGUGUUAAAUUAUAAUACAAAUAUACUCUACAGAAUGGGAAUUUUUUUUUUUUUGUUGAGCAUUUUUAUGUUUACUAGUACUGAAGUUACCGGACUUAUAAUACCUGAAGAGUUACCAUCAAUUCUUUCACUUAUAUUUUCUAACAUACCACCUAUUAAAAAAGGAACGGACUCACGGAUUGGUCUUGGAUUUCGACUAGGUGAACAUGCGGAUUUCCAGACCAUUGUUGAACUUGGUCCACAAAAAGAAACAGAUCCCAUCGGCAAUGGUGAAUCAAAGAGGAGACGGCAAAUUAUAUUAGAGUCUACUACGAGAGGAAAUUACGGUCCUUGGGAUAAAUCAGAAGACAAAAUAAAUUUGGAAAAAGUAAAGCGAAAGACAGCGGAAUUCACAGACUUUGUGAAAGAUCAAAAAAAGGAACAUGACGAUGGAAAUUGGUUGUUAAAAUGGAGUAAAAAAGUAGCCAGUGCUAAAAAUAAUGGAACGCCAUUAGCAAGAAGACCGAUGAUUCAAACAUUAAGGACUAAUAAUGGUAACAAAUAUGAACCAGAGUAAGAAAUAAAAUCAAUUGGAAAAAAAAAAAAUAGUAAUCAAUAUUUUUUAUAAACAUAAGUAAUAAUGAGGUUUUUAAAUAAAUAUUGUUUGUUACGGAUUUUUAAAAAAACAAACGAAAGUACAAUGUAGAUUCGACAACGAACUUAAUCACUGGUAGUGUGGUGUUAAUAAAAUGUUUGCAUAAUAAAAAAUUAACUUAUCAUCACUCAAUUUGUUAUUUAUUUAUUGCAAUAUAUUACAUCAAUUAUAUCAAGAUAAAUGAUCAUAACUUGGUAUCAUCUUAUUUUAAGUAUUCACACCAUAAGAAUUACUAACAUUAUUAUUUUACUUUUAUUUUGAGAUUAGACAUUUGCUUAAAGAGUUUUAGCAUUUUAUACUCUUCAUUUUCAAUUGAGUUAAGAUAUUUCUCCCUUAAUUAUGCAUAUCAAUCACUAAUUACAAUAUGGUACAAUUUUACAUUACUCUCUAAACAUGUAUAAGUGAAAUACGUGGAUAUUCAUUAACUAUCACUAAUUCAUGUUUAGAGAGAACGAUGUCUGUUAUUUCGUAAACUCAAAUGAUGAUAAAUUAAAAUCAAAAUUAAUUUACGCUACUUGAUUUACGUAACUGUUUAAAUGAUUGUUAAUGUAUUCAUAAGUUAAAUAAAGUUCAUCAUGAUCACGUAA
This is a messenger RNA of Microplitis demolitor, 1385 nucleotides long. RefSeq lists its product as uncharacterized. The record is from RefSeq and is a predicted model, not a curated record. NCBI's taxonomy places the organism in Eukaryota, Metazoa, Arthropoda, Insecta, Hymenoptera, Braconidae. The coding region runs from base 154 to 720 and encodes 188 amino acids. The transcript has 4 exons.